AUGGCAUCAGAAGCCCCCCACUGCAAGGUCGUAUUGGCCAAAAACAUUGCCAAUGGCCUCCUCCAAGAAGUGCACGACGGUCUCAAAACCCUAGGCAGGAAACCGCAUCUCGUCGGAUUUUUGGCAAACUCGGACCCUGCUGCGCGCAUGUAUGCGGAUUGGACUGAGAAGACCUGUCAUGAAAAUGGUUUCCAGUACACCCGCCGCGACGUCGACAAAGAAGAAAUCGAAGAAGCCAUCCUGGCCGCCAACGUCGACGACGAUGUCGACGGCAUAAUCGUUUAUUAUCCCAUCUUCAACAACCGUCAAGACCAGUACCUGCAACAAAUCGUGGAUGUAUCCAAGGACGUCGAAGGGUUGAGUCACCGCUACGUCUUUAAUAUGUAUCAAAACAUUCGCUUCUUGGACGAGAAAGUGUCUGCGGACGGCAAGAGUGAAGGUGGAACCCAGAAAUCGAUUCUGCCCUGCACGCCGCUUGCAAUUGUCAAGAUUUUGGAAUAUCUAAGGGUAUACAACACCAUCCUUCACUACGGAAACCGCCUGCACGGCCACACAAUCUGCGUCGUGAAUCGGUCCGAAGUCGUCGGUCGCCCUCUGGCAGCCCUACUCGCAAACGACGGCGCAUGCGUCUACAGCGUCGAUAUCACCGGUGUCCAAAAAUUCACUCGUGGUGAAGGCCUGAAAAAACGAAGACACGAAGUUGAAGAUUUGGAGGGAUGGACCAUCAAAGAUGCCGCCCCUCUAUGCGACGUGGUUAUUACCGGUGUCCCUGGAGAUUCAUACAAAUUCGAUACUUCGUUACUCAGAAACGGAGCAGUGUGCAUUAACUUUUCGAGUGAGAAGAACUUUGGACCAGAGGUCAAGGAAAAAGCGUCCAUUUAUGUGCCGUCGAUUGGAAAGGUUACAAUUGUGGUGUUGUUGAGGAAUCUACUGAGAAUCGUUCAAAACCGCGCGGCUACGAAAGCAUAG
Molecule: messenger RNA, 969 nt
Organism: Talaromyces marneffei
Lineage: Eukaryota; Fungi; Ascomycota; Eurotiomycetes; Eurotiales; Trichocomaceae
Exons: 3
Coding region: 1-969 (322 amino acids)
Biological process (GO): purine nucleobase biosynthetic process
Cellular component (GO): cytosol
Molecular function (GO): methylenetetrahydrofolate dehydrogenase (NAD+) activity; methylenetetrahydrofolate dehydrogenase (NADP+) activity
Source: RefSeq, a predicted model, not a curated record